Exophiala xenobiotica is the source of this 1527-nucleotide messenger RNA. RefSeq lists its product as uncharacterized. The coding region runs from base 1 to 1527 and encodes 508 amino acids. NCBI's taxonomy places the organism in Eukaryota, Fungi, Ascomycota, Eurotiomycetes, Chaetothyriales, Herpotrichiellaceae. Gene Ontology annotation, molecular function: 3-dehydroquinate synthase activity. The record is from RefSeq and is a predicted model, not a curated record. The transcript is spliced from 4 exons. Gene Ontology annotation, biological process: antibiotic biosynthetic process.
AUGUCUGACCUCAAAGCAACCGUCGCCGAGACACCAGCCGGAUUUCACGUUGAGGGUUACGAGAAGAUCGAAUAUGACUUCACCUUCAUGGACGGAGUCUUUGACACCAACAACAAGAACCUAGCAGACUGCUAUCAACGGUGGGGGCGCUGCUUGGCCGUCAUGGACUACAACAUCUUCAACGUCUACGGCGAGCAGAUGCAAAAGUACUUCGAUCACUAUAAGAUUGACCUCGACAUCCACAAGACCAUGAUUGGCGAGAAGGCCAAAUCCAUCGACACGUUCUUGAGCAUCGUCGACUCGAUGAACAAGUUUGGCGUCUUCAGAAAGGAACCUGUACUCGUCAUCGGCGGUGGAUUGGUUACGGACGUUGCUGGGUUCGCUUGCGCUGCGUACCGCAGAAACACCAACUAUAUCAGAAUCCCAACCACUGUCAUUGGGCUUAUUGACGCGUCCGUGUCAAUCAAGGUUGCCGUCAACUAUGGCAACUACAAGAACCGGCUCGGAGCCUAUCAUGCUCCAAUGCACACGUUCCUGGAUUUCGGUUUCCUCCGCACCUUGCCGGAAGCACAGAUCCGCAACGGUUUUGCGGAGUUGAUCAAGAUCUCCACUUGCGCUCACCUCCCGACAUUCGAUCUGCUUGACAAGUAUUGCGAGCAGCUAAUCAAAACUGGGUUUGGUCGAAUGGAUGGUGCACCAGAAGAGGUGCGCAAGGCUGCAGAUACCAUCAACCGUGCCGGCAUCCACGAGAUGUUGAAGCUCGAGACUCCGAAUCUGCACGAGAUCGGACUCGACAGAGUUAUCGCUUAUGGUCACACUUGGUCACCGCUUCACGAGCUAGUGCCAGAGGUUCCUCUUCGCCACGGCCAUGCCAUUUCUAUUGAUAUGGCAUAUUCGGCGACUCUUGCCAACAUGCGUGGAAUCCUUAGUGACGAAGAGCACAAACGGAUAUUGAAUCUGUUCUCGAGAGCAGGAUUGUCGAUGGACCACCAUCAAUUCGACGAAGACAUCCUUGACAAGGGUACCAAGGCGAUUCUGAAGACUCGAGAUGGUCUGCUUCGCGCUGCCGUGCCCAGUCCUCUGGGGAAGUGCGUUUUCCUGAACGACGUCUCAAUGGACGAGAUGUUUGCUGCUCUCAAGAAGCACAAGGCAUUGAUGAAGAAUUAUCCCAGAAAUGGUGAGGGCUUGGAGGCUUUUGUCGACUCAAGCGAUACUGGCUACACAGUCAACAACAAGCCCGUCGAGACCGAGACUGACGGCGUUUCAAACGGCCUCAAGAAGCUGAAUGUCUUGAAUGAUGAUACGAAUACCAACGGAGCAGUCACCAACGGACACCGAAAUGCCGACGGAAAGAUGACCAACGGUGCGGCAAAAGCGACCAAGCAUGCUGCGGCGGAGGAAAAACCUACCGAUUUCAUCAAUGGAGCCACAGACGUACCCACCAACGGCUUAGCCAAGGGCAUGGCGAACGGAGUGAAUGGCCAUACCAACGGCGUCCACACCAAUGGAACAAAUGGUGUUCAUUGA